Vespula pensylvanica (western yellowjacket) is the source of this 7407-nucleotide messenger RNA. It is a transcript of the gene Glurb, whose product is annotated as metabotropic glutamate receptor 2-like. Gene Ontology annotation, biological process: G protein-coupled receptor signaling pathway. Gene Ontology annotation, cellular component: membrane. The record is from RefSeq and is a predicted model, not a curated record. NCBI's taxonomy places the organism in Eukaryota, Metazoa, Arthropoda, Insecta, Hymenoptera, Vespidae. The transcript is spliced from 16 exons. Bases 393 to 6314 code for a protein of 1973 amino acids. Gene Ontology annotation, molecular function: adenylate cyclase inhibiting G protein-coupled glutamate receptor activity.
UUAGUGUUUUAUAAAAUUUAUAAAUCUGCUGGUUACCAUGUGACUUCAAAAGAAUUUUUUAGGCAUCGACUUGAUUUUCAUCUUAAAUAAUUAAAAUUGUUCGAUAAGUUGUUAUCAUAUUUUACUCGUGAUUAUCAUUAAUUCGUGUGUUUCGACAAUAUUCCUUUCCCUUCAUCGGCAAUCUCCAUCAAGAGAUUUUAUUUCUUUCGAUCGUACUGUUUAAGAAUGUCUAACGUGAGACUUUAUGGUAUAAGUUUUUGUGGGUGCAAUAAAUGCAAUGGAGAACCGGAUAUGAGAAUAGACAUGAAUUUUCACAUAAAUGGAAGCCGAAAUACAAGAGGUCGAUUCUUUGAGUAAAGAAAUCAAGCGAUGUUCGAGUUCGCAGUGAGGUGAUGCCUCGAAAUCAGGGACGCUCGGCCAUUUCGGCCAUUCGGACGAUCCAUUUGGAGAUCCGAACGAUCCUAACGAUCCUAUCGAUCCUAUCCUUUGUUUACGGACAAGAACGGUCUUUCAAUUACGACGACGAUAAAGGUUACGUUAUCGACAAGGAUGCCAGUUACGAAGUAACGACGAAUUACUUGAUGUUCAACGAAAAUAACAAAGUCGAUGUGACCAAAGAGAAUAGAAAUAAUUUUUGGACGAUCGAAGAAUCAAAAGAAAAAUACUUUUGGUUAAGGAAAAGAAAAAGAGAAAAAAAAAUAUGGAAGGAUCGAAAGGAGAUAGACAAAAAUGGAUUAACGAGUCUUAUUCCAACAAAUGCAUUUGGACAAACGAUCGACGAAAAGUACUUUGAAUCAAGAGGUUCGAAAAAGAGAACAAAAAGGAGAAUAAGAGGAAGAGAAAAGAGAAAUGACGAGGAAUCCAUUCGAUUCAAGGAAGAUCGGAAUUCUAAUAACUCGAUGACCGAGCCAUGGACUUCGAGGAAUCGAAGAAACGAAGCCAGAUCGAAGGACACGGAGUUUGAGAGGUUUGGCGUGAGAGGACGAAGAUCCUCUUGGAUUCUUCGCGGUAUCCGAAUAAAGCGAGCAUCUAUCCGCGAGAACUCCAACGGACUUCCACGUGGAAAGACAUUCUUUUCUUUAAACGAACUGGACGAUCCACCGAGUGAAAAUGAAAGAGAAAGAAAUUUUUCUUUUACGUUGGGGGACAGUAGUAAAGGAUCGAAUUCGAGCAUUCUUGGGAAAAACGAAUUUCGUUUGUUCGAGAAACCGAAAGAUCACCUCGAAAUAAGAAAAAUUCCCGAUAAAUUUUAUAAAAGAUCGAACGAAAGGAAAUUUCAUGAAAAUGAAGAAAUUGAAGAUUUAAGCGAUAAUAAAGAAUUCUCUCGGUUUCAUGAGGAUUUAAAUUUUAAUAAAUCGACAAGUUGGCCCGAGACAUACGAAAUGAAAGAACGAAGGUGGAGAGAGAAAAAUAGAGAAAGAAAUAUUUCCCUUACGUGGAACGAUAGAACAAAAUCGAAUUCUAGCAUUUUCGAGAGAGGCAAAUUUCGUUUAUUCGAAGAACCAAGAGUACCGGAUAAGAGAGAAGUGGCAAAAAAGAAAGAAAAUACUUUUUACAGUAAGUUGAAGCAACAAAAGGAAUUCGAUAGAAAUGUAGAAGAAGUUAAAGAUUCGCGAAAGAAAAGAAUGAAUUUUAGGAAAUACGUAAGAAGCUUGGUUCGAGAUCGUCGAGAUGUCGAUAACUUUUCGGAAGACGUAAAUGCUCCUUAUCUGACAAAAGAGACGAUGAAGUUGUCGCGAAAAGUAGAGGAAGAAUCUUCCAUGAUGGCUUCUAAUCGUGAAGAAGUCCCGAAGGAUUCGGUUGGUCUUUGGCACGUAGAUAAUGCGGACUCGAAGGAAGGAAAUGCGAUAGAAAUUCGUUCGAGAAAGGAAACUGAGAACAAAGAAGUCGGGACAAUGUGGAAGGGAAUAAGACGUCCUCCGAUUGCAGAUAAAAAGAAAAAGUGGAGGGAGAAAGCAUAUUUGGAUUUAGAGUCAUCGGACGAUGUUCCUGCGGACGUUUUCGACGUAAAGCAAGGUAAAUCGAGAAGGGACAUGGGAAAAGUCAUAAACGAAAUUCGUUCGAAUGAAGAAUCGUCCGAAUUGACAGGACACUUUGAUCUGGCGGUAAGAUCUCGAAACUAUUCGAAGGAGGAACAUUACGUCGGCGAUUCGUUUCCGCGCGAGGUGAAAAAUGUUGGAAUGAAAGAAAUGAGAAAUGAAAGUUUAGAUUUCAAACGAGAAGAAGGAACGGUCCUAGUCCGUCCUCCGAUAAAUUCUAUGGGAGAGGAGGAAACCUUAAAGAUUGUUCCUUUGAGUUUUAACAGGGAUGAAGACAGAAAAGAAAUAGAAGGUACAGCAAGGAUCGUGAACGUUACCUCGGCAUCCUGGAAUUCGACAUAUCGGAAAUACGAUACGUUCGAUUCCGACCGGGUAAACUCGAGUAGGAUGUCCAUCCUCGAAAGCAGUGGCCGAGCUGACUCUUCCAAGGAUUUUGAUAGGAACGUUCGUGAUCCUGUAGAAGAUUUCGUAGAUCCAACAUCACUCGACAAUUCUCAUCCUCAUUUUCCGAAGGAUACGAAAAGGGGAGAGUUAAAGGAGAAUCCGAGAAGUGAUUGGAAGAUGCAAGAGGAGGACAACGAGAAGAGGCGUUACUACGAGAAGAAGAUAAGAAACAAAGAUUCUCAAUGGAAUUUGUCGCUAAAAGACGAAGGACUCGUAGAAGAUACGACUAUUUCGUUCAACGAUUUUCCAGAAUUGACGCCAUUAAAGUUCUCUAUGGUUACCUUAGACGAGAAAAAUGGAACUCUAAAAACGGAAAAUCCUGAAAUAAGCAGCUAUAAAAUGAAAGUUAAAACGACGAAGCUACCAAUAAUCGAAAAUAAAUUCGCAUUGGACUUUUCAACUUCGGCGAAAGAUAUUUCAGAGGAAAUAAAAGAGACGAAACGAGAAAGUCAUUUUAACGUGGAACGAUUGAAAGAAACAGUCGAAGGAUCAAUCGAAUCAAAUACAAUGUUUUCCAAAAAGAAACGUUUCGAAUCGAACGAGUUGAUAGGAAAUAGUGACCAGACGACAGAUUUUCCUAGAAGCUCGAAUAGAUCCGGAAGGGAUGGAAUCGAUUCGAUCACAAUAUCCCAAGAAAACUUCGAAACUUCCUGGCUUCGAGGAAAUUCCAUGGAAACGACGGAUAUUUCCAUGUCGGAGAAUUCCGAAAGGACGAACAGAAUUCCAAGCAGUUUCUCCGAUCGAUCAAUUUCUAAUGUCGAGAUCGAAGGGAUUACUAGUCCUCUCGCUGAUGUAUCCCCCCAAUGGAUCGAUAAUUCCCCAAAGUUGAAAUUUCCUUCCGAUUGGAUCGAUACGAUCGCAACUACGUCGACGAUAGAGAAUAUUUUGAAUAAAAAAUACGACAGUGCAGUUUCAAAGUGGACUACGGUUUCUUCGGAAGAGGCAAUUAUUGCCAACGUUUCUACGAAACAAUCGAUUAGUGUCAUUCAUAACUCAACGAUAAUGGAUCAGUGGCCAGUGAAACAUAGCGCAGUGGUCGAAGGUGACCUCGUUUUAGGAGGUUUAAUGAUGGUUCACGAAAGAGAAGACUCGAUAACUUGUGGUCCCGUUAUGCCGCAGGGUGGUGUUCAAGCAUUAGAGGCUAUGCUCUAUACUCUGGACAGACUUAACCAAGCACAAACCGUUCCUGGGGUCAAGAUAGGAGCACACAUACUCGACGACUGCGAUAAGGAUACCUAUGGUUUAGAAAUGGCGGUAGAUUUUAUCAAGGGAUCGAUAAGCAACAUUGACGGAGCAGAAUAUCAUUGCAAUAAAACUACCGUUCGUAAAGUUAUCAGUGGCGUUGUGGGAGCUGCAAGUUCUGUAACAUCAAUCCAAGUGGCCAAUCUUCUUCGGUUAUUCCGAAUUCCCCAGGUUUCCUUCUUCUCAACGAGUCCAGAACUCUCGAACAAGCAACGUUUCGAGUAUUUCACCAGAACAAUACCAAGUGAUCAUUAUCAAGUCAAGGCCAUGGUAGAUAUCGUUUUAAAAAUGGGAUGGAGUUACGUGUCCAUCAUAUACGAGGAGAGUAAUUAUGGAAUCAAAGCUUUCGAGGAACUUGAAGAAUUAUUAACGAAGAACGACAUUUGCAUUGCAGUUAAAGAAAAAUUAGUUAAAGAUUCUGGAGUGGCGGAAGAAACGGCUUAUGAUAAUAUUGUUCUUAAAUUACUGACCAAACCACGCGCUAAAGGUUGCAUAAUAUUCGGAUCGGACCAAGAAGUAGCAGGAGUUAUGAGAGCUGUCAGACGUUGUAACGCGACUGGUGCUUUUUCUUGGAUAGGCAGCGAUGGAUGGAGCGCACGAGGUUUGGUGAGCAAUGGUAAUGAAGCAGAAGUUGAAGGUACACUGUCGGUUCAACCCCAAGCGAAUCCUGUCAAGGGUUUCGAGGAAUACUUCCUAAAUCUCACUGUCGAGAACAACAGGAGAAACCCCUGGUUCGUUGAAUUUUGGGAAGAUCACUUUCAAUGCCGUUAUCCGAACUCUUCUUUGACACCAUACAAUAAGAAAUACACGAAUAUUUGUAACACACAGGAACGACUUACCAAAGAAAACACAGUCUUCGAGGAUCAAUUACAAUUCGUAUCGGACGCAGUAAUGGCCUUUGCCUAUGCAUUCCGAGACAUGCAUAGAGAUUAUUGCGGUAGUAAAGCUGGAUUGUGUGAUGAAAUGAAACCAACCAAAGGAGUACAGCUUUUGAAAUACCUACGCAAAGUGGAUUUUAAAGGUUUGAGCGGUGAUGAAUUCCGAUUCGAUAAGAACGGUGAUGGCCCGGCAAGAUAUAACAUCAUACACUUCAAACAAACCGAACCUGGUGUCUACAAGUGGAUACGCGUUGGCAAAUAUCUCGAGGGAGUACUACAUUUAAACAUGUCUAUGGUUCAAUUUAAGCUGGGACACAAUCAGACACCUGAAAGCGUUUGUUCCUUGCCAUGCGAAGUAGGCCAAGCAAAAAAAUAUGUCGAGGGUGAAAGCUGCUGUUGGCAUUGUUUUAAUUGUUCUCAAUAUCAGAUAAGACAUCCAAACGAUGAAACACAAUGCAAGAACUGUGAACAAGGAACGGUACCAGACGAAACUCACUCUACUUGCAGCGAGAUACCCGAAGAAUUUUUAAGACUCGAAAGUGGAUGGGCUAUUGGUGCUAUGUCCUUCUCUUCUGUUGGAAUACUAGUGACUUUAUUCGUCUGCGGUGUAUUCCUAAAACAUAACGACACCCCUGUCGUUCGUGCUUCCGGUCGAGAACUUUCUUACGUUCUUCUCACUGGAAUCUUAUUCUGCUACCUAGUCACGUUUGCUCUAGUACUCAGACCUACCGAUCUUGUUUGCAGUAUUCAAAGAUUCGGUGCUGGAUUUUGCUUUACCGUAGUCUAUGCAGCACUUUUGACGAAAACAAAUCGAAUAUCAAGAAUCUUUAAUGCUGGAAAACACAGUGCCAAGAGACCGUCUUUUAUAUCACCGAGAUCUCAAUUGAUCAUUUGUUCCGGUUUAGUAGGAGUACAGAUACUCAUUAAUGGUGUAUGGAUUGUCAUCGAUCCGGCUAAAGCGAUGCAUCAUUACCCUACCAAAGAGGAUAAUUUGCUUGUUUGCAAUAGCUAUAUCGAUGCUAGCUACAUGAUUGCCUUUGCAUAUCCUAUUAUGCUGAUAGUUGUUUGCACCAUUUAUGCGGUACUCACGAGAAAAAUUCCUGAAGCCUUUAACGAAAGUAAAUACAUUGGCUUUACUAUGUACACUACCUGCGUUAUAUGGUUAGCCUUUGUUCCACUCUAUUUUGGUACUGGCAAUCAUGUCGCAUUGAGGAUUACGUCGAUGUCAGUAACCAUCAGUCUCUCUGCUACGGUGACGAUUGCAUGUCUGUUCACACCAAAGUUAUAUAUUAUUUUAAUUCGACCGGAGAGAAAUGUUCGACAGAAUAUAAUGCCACCAAGACCUUACAACACUACCAAAAGCUCAGCUGUAACUGGUACGAAUGCUUCGAGCAUGAUGGCUCCUGUUACAUUGACCGCUGUGACUUGUGACCAAAACAAAGCCGUUAAGAAACAUAUCAUCAAAACAACGGACUGUUCUACGCAAAGCGAAUAUUACGAGUUAGAACUAAAAGAACGAAAGAAUGGAAAAUCAAUACCCACUUUUGUUUCACGUGCAACGCAAACCCAAUCGAAUAACAACGAAAAGGAAACGCACGAUAGUGUUCAUCGUAUUGAUAAAGAAUCGAAAGAAAAUGCAACAACAACGAGACAAACGAAUAAUACGAAAAUAGGGAACGGACCUGUCAACCAAAAAGAUGUCACUUUAUAGCAAAACGAUAUCAUUGAAACGCCGAUCGUUACGGCUAAUCUAAAACCGAUUUCAAAGAAGCCUGUAAUAGUCUAAACAACAAAAAUCCAAUACUCUUAAUUGUAAAAGGAAGUAAAUAUAGGAUAUUAAUAUUAUAUAAAAAGCAAUUUUUUCAUGACUUUAGAAAAAUUCUAAAGUGUCGUAUAUUGCAUUAACGAUGGACGAAAUUUUCAUUAAAAAAUUUUCGAUAAAAUAUUUGAGAUAAACAGAAAAUCGAUUUUUCGAAUGAAAAAGUAUUAUCUAUCGAAUAUCAUUUGUUAAAAAAGAAUAUGAAUAUAGUGGAUAAAUAGAACAAAUCUCAUCUAACAAGUUCAUCUUGAUAAUCUUUCUAUAUAGAGAAUUUAUCCUACGUUAAAGAAAAAAAAAAAAAAAGGAAAAAAAAUCAUGGACCAUAGAAGAAAAAAGGAAAGAUUUGUAAAUACUAAAAUGAAAUAAAUCUAUUAAUUAAUGUUUCAUCGUUCAGAAUUUAAAGGUGACUGUGAUGAAGAAUGGACGCGUAAAUAUGUACGUAUAUAUCAAUGAUUAGACGUGAGGCGUUUGUAAAUCGCCAAAAGAAUUUUCAAAAUCUAUAUAAAUCUAAUAAGAAAAAGAAGAUUUAAAAAAGUGAAUAGAUCGAAAUAAUAAUAGUAAUAAUAGUAAUAAUAAUAAUAAUAAUAAUAAUAAUAAUAAUAAUAAUAAAUAAAUAAAUAAUAAAUAAUACGAAGUCACACUUUCGAAGAGAUCGAUGCUCUAAGUUGCUCUGUGAUUUAGACGUAACUAAGUAAAAUUUUGUAUCUCUUCUGUGUAUAUAAUAUAUAAGAGAAAAUCUUCUCCCGCGUUCCACAGUUCAUGCCAUAAUAUCAUGCACAAUUAUGCUAAUGUUAUUGAGAGAACUACGUUUGUAAAUAUUUGUCGAUAUUGAAUCGAAUUGAUCGAUUUAUAUAAUAAAAAAGAGAGAGAAAGAAGCGAAAUAAAAGAGAUGAAGAAAGAAUGACAUAUACGUAGAUAAUGUUGCCAAAAACUAUAUAUGUGUAUAUAUAUAUAUAUAUAUAUAUAUAUAUAUAUAUAUAUAUAU